This is a messenger RNA of Miscanthus lutarioriparius, 1158 nucleotides long. The record is from the annotation of a GenBank genome assembly. NCBI's taxonomy places the organism in Eukaryota, Viridiplantae, Streptophyta, Magnoliopsida, Poales, Poaceae.
AUGAUGGACGCGGGGAACGGCGGCGCCACCUCCUCCGCCGAGCAGCGGCCGCAGACGGAGCUGCUCGUCAAGACGCCCGCGCAGAGCCGGACCAGCAUCGUGUACAAGUUCGCCACCGACGACAUCCUCCGGGAGCAGUACCGGGACCCCUGGAACGAGGUGCGCAUCGGCAAGCUGCUCGAGGAUCUUGACGCCCUCGCCGGCACCAUCGCCGUCAAGCACUGUUCAGAUGAAGAUAGCACAACAAGACCCCUUUUGGUUGUGACUGCUUCUGUUGACAAAAUGGAGCUGAAAAAGCCAAUUCGUGUGGACACUGAUUUGAACAUAGCUGGAGCUGUUACUUAUGUUGGGCGCUCAUCAAUUGACAUACAGAUUGAAGUGACUCAGGUUGAUAAAGAUGGUGAUAAUCAGUCUGAUCCCAUUGCAUUGACCGCUAACUUCACCUUUGUUGCGCGUGAUUCCAAGACUGGAAAAUCUGCUCCAGUGAACCGCCUUUCACCUGAAACUGAAAGGGAGAAGCAACUAUUUGGAGAAAGAGAAGCACGUGAUAAGAUGAGAAAAAGGAAGAGAGAAGAACAGAAGGGAGGACUUGAAAAUGGGAUACAUAAGCUCCGUGCUGAGGCUGAGAGGCUGGAUGUGUUGCUCGCAGAGGGUCGUGUUUUCUCUGAUCUGCCUGCUUUAGCUGAUAGAGAUAGCAUCUUGCUGAAGGAUACCCGUCUGGAGAACUCUCUUGUCUGCCAGCCACAGCAACGAAACUUGCAUGGUCGAAUAUUUGGGGGUUUCUUGAUGCACCGAGCAUUUGAGCUUGCCUUCUCAACCGCAUAUGCUUUUGUUGGGCAGAGACCUUGUUUCCUUGAAGUCGAUCAUGUUGACUUCUUGAAACCAGUGGAUGUAGGGGACUUCCUUCGAUUCAAAUCAUGUGUCUUGUAUACCCAGCUUGACAAUCCAGAGCAGCCCCUGGUCAACGUUGAAGUUGUCGCUCAUGUAACAAGACCUGAGCUCCGGAAAAGUGAGGUUUCCAACACGUUUCAUUUCACCUUCACGGUCUGUGGUGGCAUGUUGAAGAACGGGUUGAAGAUUCGCAAUGUUGUUCCCUCAACGGAAGAAGAGGCGCGGCGGAUAUUGGAGCGCAUGGAGGCAGAGGGUUUAUGUAACUAA